Leptinotarsa decemlineata (Colorado potato beetle) is the source of this 1329-nucleotide messenger RNA. Its product is annotated as protein O-mannosyl-transferase TMTC1. The record is from RefSeq and is a predicted model, not a curated record. Gene Ontology annotation, molecular function: protein binding. NCBI's taxonomy places the organism in Eukaryota, Metazoa, Arthropoda, Insecta, Coleoptera, Chrysomelidae.
AGCUGGAUUGAUGACUUUACCGCAUAAUGCCAAGAUGCAUUAUAAUUAUGCAAAUUUCCUCAGAGAUUCCGCUAGAUCUGAAUUAGCAAAAGCCCACUACUAUAAAGCUCUCAAAUUAUGGCCAACUUAUGCUAGCGCUCAUAACAAUCUUGGCACCCUUUUGGACAAUAAACAGGAGGCUGAACAACACUUCCUAGCAGCAAUUAGGUGUUCUUCAGACCAUGUGAAUGCCCACUUCAAUUUGGGACAACUCUACAGAAAAAACAAUAGAUCAUCUGAAUCGGAGCUUAUGCUGGAGAAAUGCAUUCAAUUAGAGCCACGCUUCACACCUGCCUACAUAGAACUUGUCAAACUUCGAGGACCCAGUGACCGCAGCGUUUACCAAUUGCUCAAGAAAGUCGUGGAGAUCAAUCCAACAGAUCCAUAUUACAGUACCAAUUUCGGACAUUGGUUGGUGAAAGAAGGAAGAUAUCAGGAUGGGAUCACGCAUUACUGGAAAUCACUUCAGAUAUCUCCGUCUCAUCAAGAAGCACUUAUAGGAGCUGCAAAAAUCCUUAGAAGAAUAGGUCAAUCAUCGAGACUGUUUCAAUUGACAACAAGAUGGCAAGUCAUUAAAAGAGAUAGCAAGGGACAACUUUUAUUAGGAUUACAUUUGUAUCUGCAGGGCUGGCAACUGAAGAGUGAACUCAUCACCAAAGCAAGAAAUUAUAACGUAGAUCUUCAUAACAAUAUGAAUAACAUAACCCCUUGUUCCAAGAAAAAUAGCACCACUCAAGAUCGAGGUAGUAAGAUGGGACCCAAAAAUUAUUCUAUCGACUCAAGUACACGGCCUUAUGAAGUGCAAGUGAGGAAACAAAAAAGCACAAACCCGGCUCCAACCCCACUCAUGAUGCAUCACUUGUUGGACAGUGUUUGAAUACUUUGUGUAUCCUAAAUCUGAAAUAUUUUAUGGAUACUAUUGAGUCAAAUAUUGUGAAAUAAUUCAAUGAAUUGCGAAAGUAUACUUGCUUCGGAAUAUGUGAUAUCAACUUUUGAAUAGUGAAAGAUACAAAUUUGGUGAAAACAUUCUGCACAGUGAUAGUUUAGUUGCCAAUGAUACUACCAAAUUCAAAUACAUGAAGAGUGUUUUUCGAAGUGAUUGAAUCGUACUAUAAAAAUGUUAUUAUCAUGAUGAUAUGAGAAAAUUGCUGAUACGAAAAACUUUCGAAUUAUUUUUUAAGUCGGAUUCAUGACUCGAAUGAAUGUUGAGAAUGUUUUCACUUCCAGAAUUUUUACGACACAGUGACAAUUUUGCAUCUAUCACUGAAACCAAAUAUAUUGUUACGUUUU